AAAUAUGAGUGAAUAUUGGUACCACCCAGAUAUGAGCCAGGCAUGUGCAGAACAGUUACUGCUUCAUGAUGGGAGGGAUGGUGCGUUUCUUGUGCGUCCUAGUGAGUCUGUUCGUGGAGCAUUUGCAAUCUGUGUCCUGUACAAACAACAGGUUCACACUUACCGUGUUUUACCGGAGGAAAAUGGCAUGCUUUCUGUGCAGUCUGUGCAGGGCUUUGAGGUGAAGAGGUUCCCAGGGCUCAGUGCACUGGUGGCUGGCUAUAAAAACAAACAGAAUGGGAUGAUCACGUCAUUACAGUAUCCUGUCAGAUGGGACGGAGGUGGCAGCGAUGCACAUAUUGACGAAGAAGAUCCUACGACCCACUGGGAUACUUUAUCCUUUCCACACAGCACACAUCGAGAAGAAGACAGACAAGACCUGAAAGUGAAAGAUCUGGGUCUAUAUUCACUGACUCCAACAUUAGAGAUGGAAUGCAGGAUGUUGGACAGGCAGAUUGAAGUCACUUUGCAUAGCCUGAAAAUUCUCACCCAAGUAUUUGGACAUAUUUCCUCGGUUCUACAUCCUGAAGAUGAUAAGGUAUUUUCCGUGGACAAACUGAUCUAUAAGGCGUUAGCUGUGCAGGAUACCAUGGGUGUUAUAGAGAGCAAGGCAGUUCAUGUGUAUCAAGACUUUGUCUCAACCUUCUCCGCAUCUCCCAUCUCACAUCCUUACGACAGUCCUAAAAUGGCAAUGACAAGUCCAAAUCAAAAGAUGGCACUCAAUGACAAGAGUCAACCAAGAAUAAGCGCUCCUCAGAAGAUAUCUGUGUUUCUUGGCACUUGGAAUAUGGGUAACUCUCCUCCCCCUCGAACCAUCUCCUCCUGGUUGUCUUGCACGGGGUCAGGAAGGACAAUGGAUGACACUAAUCUCUGUGUAGCACAUGAUCUUUAUGUGAUUGGGACUCAGGAGAACCCACAGGGAGAUCGAGAGUGGAAUGACUUUCUCAAAGCAGCUUUAUUAUCCCACACUGGAAAACAGUAUACCUUGGCCAGUGCACAGUCACUUGGAGGAGUUAAACUUGUUCUCAUGGUAAAACAAGAAUAUAAGAACAUGAUCUCUCAUGUGCAGACAUCGAAUGUAAGAACUAGAAUAAGCGACGCUUUGGGUAACAGAGGAGCUGUUGGUAUAUCUUUUGACUUUAAUGGCACACCCUUGGGAUUUGUGACAUGUCAUCUCGUAUCAGGCAGUGAGAAAAUCCAGAAGAGAAAUCAGAGUUGUGGGGACAUUCUACGCUCUCUGACUCUUGGAGAUGAGUCUUUAAGAUGUUUCCAGCUGCCUUUGAGACUAAAAUAUCUCUUUUGGAUGGGAGACUUAAACUACAAAAUAAAUAUGCCUGUACAGGAUGUUCUUCAAUCUGUAUAUCGUGAACAAUACAAUCUUCUUCUUCCUGUGGAUCAACUGAAUCAAGAGCGGGAGAGGAAGAAAGUCUUCCUGGGAUUCAAGGAGGAGCCAGUCACCUUUCCACCCACGUGUCGCUAUGAGAGAGGCUCCCGCACAUACGACUUGCAAAAAGCCAAGACUACUGGAACUCGAAUAUUUGCCCCAUCUUGGAGUGAUCGCAUUCUGUGGACCUCGUACCCAGACACUGAUGUCAAGUGUUCUUCAUAUGGUUGCACAGAUGACAUCGUAACCAGUGAUCACUCCCCUGUGUUCGCCACAUUUGACAUUGGACUCAAUAGUCAGGUUCAGAAAGGUUUAAGCUGUACACUCCGUUUCCAGAGCAUUGAGGUUAUCAUAAAAACUCAUCACCGUUCCAGAGCAUGUAUCGAGUUUAGAUCUUUGUGUCUACGAGGGUCACCACAAAGUACCCCGAACAGUGUACUUUGCACCGAAGGCUCUGCAUUUCUGAAACUUGGAUGGACAAUUGUAGAUUUGCCAGAGCUCACACUGAUUGGCCAGGAUCCAAAUGCUGACCCUACAGGACAUCUACUGCUCAGCAUCAAACCAGCAGAUGGUGGAGAGUCCUAUGGAGAGUGCUCUUUGUCUGUGCGUGCCCUUUGUAACAGUUGGGAAAACCACUUCGAAGCAUUUUUGUCACAAAGGGGAGAGGAGACUGGAUCUCUUCGUGGCCGGUUAAGUGAAAUAAACAUCUCUGAAGUCAACCUGGAGAAGAAUCUUAAGUCAAUGCAUGGAGAAGCUGAGAAGAUAAAUGAUAAUUCAUCAAAUAACACACAUACAACUGAUUUCUCUUUUGAAACUCCUACCGUGCAACCUCUCAAACAUUUAAGAAGACGACGACCUGCUAGCAUAUGUGUCGCUGGCAGCUACAGCAAUGCUGAGUAUUUUCUUUUUGAAUCUAUCCAGUCCCCACACACCCCAACCUCCCCCCGGCCUCGCUCAGCACAUGUGAGCGGAGAACAUGAAGUGAGCACUGAACACAAUGCCAGAAGAGAAUUCAUACAGAGUCACGGUGCACCUAGAAGCAAAAGACCAAGCAGCAAAUAUUGAGAACAUCAGUUAUUCUGACGCUGAGCGAUGGAGCAAUAUGGUCCUAGAAGAAUUAUGGGUUACUGCACCAAUUCAUCACGACCACUGGAUGGCAGCACUAUGCAGAAGUUCUCUGAUUUCUGUACAAUUUUUGAUGCACACAAUUCUGUAUUGUUAUUAUGCCUGUAUUAUUUCACAAUAAAACUGAUUGUUUUUUAAA
Pelobates fuscus (common spadefoot toad) is the source of this 2687-nucleotide messenger RNA. Its product is annotated as phosphatidylinositol 3,4,5-trisphosphate 5-phosphatase 2-like. Gene Ontology annotation, biological process: phosphatidylinositol dephosphorylation; regulation of immune response; negative regulation of insulin-like growth factor receptor signaling pathway. The transcript has 23 exons. Gene Ontology annotation, molecular function: inositol-polyphosphate 5-phosphatase activity. Gene Ontology annotation, cellular component: cytosol. The coding region runs from base 5 to 2488 and encodes 827 amino acids. The record is from RefSeq and is a predicted model, not a curated record. Lineage: Eukaryota; Metazoa; Chordata; Amphibia; Anura; Pelobatidae.